Molecule: messenger RNA, 2640 nt
Organism: Bufo bufo (common toad)
Lineage: Eukaryota; Metazoa; Chordata; Amphibia; Anura; Bufonidae
Product: ADP-ribosylation factor 1-like
Exons: 5
Coding region: 174-719 (181 amino acids)
Biological process (GO): vesicle-mediated transport; intracellular protein transport
Cellular component (GO): cytoplasm; plasma membrane
Molecular function (GO): GTP binding; GTPase activity
Source: RefSeq, a predicted model, not a curated record
UACCGUGUGGGGAUUGGCUGGCGGUUGAGCAUGCGUAGUCUGGAGUAGUUCCGGCACUUCUUCCUUCGGUGACGUCAGCAAUCGCCGCCAUUUCGUGUGACCGAUCGGUGGCGAGAGCAGGAAGUCGGUGAAGGAGAAGCUCUGGUGAAGAGGACAAACACACAAACACUACAAUGGGGAACAUGUUUGCAAACCUUUUUAAAGGCCUAUUUGGCAAGAAAGAGAUGAGAAUUCUUAUGGUGGGCCUGGAUGCCGCCGGAAAAACUACAAUCCUUUAUAAGCUGAAGCUGGGCGAGAUUGUGACUACUAUUCCUACAAUAGGUUUUAAUGUGGAGACUGUAGAAUACAAGAACAUCAGCUUCACUGUUUGGGAUGUUGGUGGCCAGGACAAAAUCAGACCAUUGUGGCGCCAUUACUUCCAGAACACUCAGGGACUCAUCUUUGUGGUUGACAGUAAUGACAGAGAGCGAGUCAAUGAAGCAAGGGAGGAAUUGACAAGGAUGCUGGCAGAGGACGAGCUGCGGGAUGCAGUGCUACUAGUAUUUGCUAACAAACAGGACCUCCCAAAUGCAAUGAAUGCAGCAGAAAUCACAGACAAAUUGGGCCUCCACGCUCUACGUCAGAGGAAUUGGUACAUUCAAGCAACCUGUGCAACCAGUGGGGAUGGUCUGUAUGAAGGCUUGGACUGGCUGUCCAAUCAGCUGAAGAACCAGAAGUGAUCCCACCCUGAGUGAACACCAUCCCUCCCUCCGCCCCCUCUUCCGCCUAACUCCCAUCCUGUUCAGCAUCUUGGCAGGGCUUGGCCAAUGCCUCUGCUGCCUCCCAGGCGGGCAUGUCAUCUCCGCGCACAUCUGUGUCGUGUGUCUGUCUGCACGCCUGUGCGAGUGGGAGCAGCAAUCUCACACUGUGCCUUAUACAUGCUUAGCAGUAUUAAUCCCCCUCUGAAUAAAACACUACCCUCCACAUAAUCAGCCAGCGCAUCUCUUUCCACCCCCUUGUUUGUGACACCGACAGGCUUUAUAAUCGGCAGCAGGUAGAUGGACUAUCCCUUGUCUAAACUGUAAUGCCAUUGGGUGGCCAUACAUUUAUAUAUUCUGUAAGGAGAGGUACUUGGAGUGUGACUAUGGCUGAUCAUUUAGUAUUAGGUUAUAUAGUACUACACUCAAUCAGAUCUCCGAGGAUUCAAUGUUAGAAGACAUCUUAUGUUGGAGCCUUUAGUUUCUGAGGAGAUUGUGAGCUCUGACGUUCCUGAGCUAAAGGAUAGAUUGAGUCUGUAUUAUAGGAUUAUGGUGAGGGUUGUAAUCUUAAUAGAACGGCGAAUAGUCCACUCAUUUGUGACGUGAUUAUCCCCCCCCUUUUUUUUUUUUUUUUUUGCUCUCCCUCCUGACAUUCGGUUAAUUUAUGGAGACUGGACACAUACGCAUCCAUUAAAUGACCACACUGGAGAGAUGUUACAGGGCAGAGGAGAAUGCAUAUAUUGGCACAGGGCUGGCAUUUCUAGGUGACCUGUGAAUCAUAUCUAUUCUAAAUACCUCAACCCAUUCCCACAGCCAUUUCAUGCAAUGGCCAGUUUGUAAUUUGAGUCCCCCUCCCCUUGUACUGACAUGCAUGUAACAUCACCAGCCUGGCUCGCUGAGGCUCCUGAGAUGUCUGCUCCCACUCCUAGAAUUUUUUUUUCUUAUUAUUUUGGGGUAUCAAGCGCGGUAUUCCGUACCUUGAAGGAAGUCUGUACAGUAAUAAUUUUAUUCUAAUUUCCUAACGUCACUUACUCAUCCACUCUCAUCCUUAUCCUAAUCCCUGGCCCCUUGUCUAAUUGUCUGCUAGACCAGCGUUUGGUUGUGUAAGAACCAAGGUGCAGAGGGAGGUGAGGGCUAUAGACACGAAAGGGAACAUUUCUUGCAAACACGGCAAGUGACUAGGCUUUUAAACUGGCAAAAAUCGUUCUCUGGGUCCGCCUGUUGCGGUCAUGGACCCAGCCAUACAGAAUAAACCACAAGGACAGUGCGAGUUGCCUCACCCGGAUGUAUUCUGAAUGUAGGAGGAGUCCUUUAAAUUAUAUGACUAUAAAAUGUAAUAAGUACACAGAGUAGUAUUAAAUAAAUAUGACUCGAUCAAAGGAAAUAAGAGAUGAUCCUGUACUUUGUAUCCUAUCUUUCCGUACCCAUAUGGAGGAUACUCACCAGCAAUGUGACUCCCAAAUUAGAAUUUCCUCGUCUCCUGCAGCGCCACCUUCUGGCCACUUGCUGGGAGCUAGUUAACUGUAUUGCGCGUGUGAAGGACUUGGCAGCACACGGCGGGAUUGCAUCCUAUUUUAAUCUGCGUCUAAAUCUUUUGGGUUUCUGUUUAUUUUGUGGGGAAUGGGGUGUAGCUCUUAACAAUUUUAAAUAGCGCUAUAUACUUCAGUCUGUAAAUGAGACCGUUUUCAUAUCGUGCAUAAAUGGCAUCGGAGCUUUAAAGCAACUAUUUUCUUUUCCUGUAUAAAACCGAUACAAAAGCGUGAACUAUGUGAUGUACAAUUGGACCGAAAUUGAGUUUUUUCUUUUUUUUUUUUUUUCUUUUUUUUUCUUUUUGUUUAUUUUCUAACCAUGUUGUAAUUUGUCUGAAUUACUCUAUAUUAAAAGAGUUCUGUAUUAAAUGAUA